Messenger RNA from Penaeus vannamei (Pacific white shrimp), 1185 nucleotides. RefSeq lists its product as uncharacterized. The record is from RefSeq and is a predicted model, not a curated record. Lineage: Eukaryota; Metazoa; Arthropoda; Malacostraca; Decapoda; Penaeidae.
AAGCGUUUGUUUCACAACUCAGGAGAAAUGAUCAACAAUUGUCGCCCUUGGAGGCUCUUGCUCCUCAUAGUGUUGAUUGGUGGAGAGUGUUCGGGGAGACUUUUCAUGCAUCGUAGGUCAAAGUUCGAGGCCACGGUGCCCACUUGGACUCUACCUGGUUCAACGUCACUUUGCCGGUGUAGAAACCAGUGCUUCGUUCAACCUAACUGCACGGCGGUUUCAGUCCAGCAAAAUUCAAGCGGCGUUUACUGUGCCUUCACCGCUGAGCCAACACCUGGAAACUACCUCGUGAACUCCAACGACGCUGAUGCUGUGUUUGCUACGACAGAAGAGAACAGGCCCGCAGCCUACAGGACCUCUGCACCUACAUCGACUCCUUCGGGAACUACAACCAAAACCACGGAUCUCGAACAGGAGUUUCAACCACAUCUCACAACAUCCUCGCCACCAGGAACCUCAGAGAGCAGCCCCGCAGCCUACACAACCUCCUCUACACCUACAUCGACUCCUUCGGAAAUGACAACCAAACCUACGGAUCUGUACCUACAUCAGACCCACGGAUCUGCUCCUACAUCAACUCCUUCGGGAACGACAACUGAUCCCAUGGAUCUCGAACAGGCAUUUCAAUCACAUUCCGCAACAUCCUGGGCACCAGAAACCUCAGAGAACAGCCCCGCAGCCCACAAGAAUUCCUCUGCACAUACAUCGACUCCUUCGGGAACGACAACCACACCCAUACAGGAGUCUCAACCACAUCCCGCAACACCCUCGCCACCAGAAACCCCAGAGAGCAGUCUCGCAGACUACGAGACCAAUGCACUUACAUCGACUCCUUCGGAAACGACAACCAAAUCCACGGAUCUCGUGCAGGAGCUUCAAUCACAUCCCUCAACAUCCUCGCCAGCAGAAACCUCAGAGUCGAGCACAGUCUCAGUAAUGAACGCUGAUUCACUGCCAGACGUGGCCUCUGAGGCAGGUCAUGACGCCUUCUCUCAGAAUUCGCAAAACACACCUUGGAGAGGAAAAGAAGCGGUUUCGAAUCCUUAAACCGUUACACUUUUAUUGCGAAAGGGCUUAUUCGGACAUUGCGUGGUACUAUCUCACGGUCAAAUACAUGUAUACACCUUCACAGUCUGUUAAGAUUUUGUAAAAGUAUUGAAUGUAAAAUGGAAUAACACAGAGGAA